Brettanomyces nanus is the source of this 2595-nucleotide messenger RNA. RefSeq lists its product as uncharacterized. Lineage: Eukaryota; Fungi; Ascomycota; Pichiomycetes; Pichiales; Pichiaceae. Gene Ontology annotation, biological process: microtubule cytoskeleton organization; mitotic spindle midzone assembly. The record is from RefSeq and is a predicted model, not a curated record. Bases 1 to 2595 code for a protein of 864 amino acids. The transcript has a single exon. Gene Ontology annotation, molecular function: microtubule binding. Gene Ontology annotation, cellular component: mitotic spindle midzone; cytoplasm; spindle.
AUGAAAGUUCUAGAGGUCCAACAAACAAUAGGUAGAUGGGCGCCGUCAGAACGGAAGAAAUUCAUAGAAUGGCUAGCCAAAGAGCAGUCAAAAGAAUCCACAGAUUCUUCCGAUGAAUCAUUGGAUAAAUCCAAGCAUGCGACAGAUCUCUCAAAGGAGAAUCUUUUAGAUAAACAAGGUGCAGAGGUUACUAGUACCGAUCAGAGUAAUACAGGUAAUGGUGGGCUACUGCGCACCCCGCAGAAAGUUAUAUGUGAUAUUGUUCAUACAUUCAACGAGCUUCGUCAGACAACUUCGCUGGUAGGAGGUAAUUGUCAAUCUGAGUAUUUGCUGUGGCUUGAGAAAAUGAAAAGAUCAGCGGAAGAUCGAAAAGCAGAGAUGAUACGAUCUGAGAAGCAGCUAAAUGAUCAAUUCAUCAGCUCACUCGAGACAAUAAAGAAGAUAUUUCAGUUACUCUUGAACUGCAAUGUUUGUGAAAAUCAAGAAUCUACAAUGGAACUUCUUGGUGAUAAGAUACAACCAAUUAUGAGUGAGUUUUUGAAAGGAAAGCUGCAGAAGCUUCGAAAUUACUCCUCUGAUUCAUUGACCAUGUCGACGCUCAACGAACUUGCGAAAACAGACAUACUCAAAUUAGAGCCCAUUAUAGAAGAGAGCAUAUCCGAUUUAUCCAAGAAAUUACAAAAGUUCUAUCGGUUGCUGGACUUGGUGGGUGAAUGUAUGGCAGAUGAGUCAUUUUUGCACCUUCUUCCAUCAAAAGACGAGGUGCAAAGUUUGUCUGUAUUUAUCAAGGAUCCCGAUACUGUUAAGAUGAUUAUGAGUACAAAAUUCUCCAACGUAAAUUCAGAGUUGUUGAAUAAACUAGACGAUGAAAUUGAUGUUGUGGAGAGGCUGGCCUCUGAGCGAAUCAAUCAAGUGAAAGUGUUACAGACACAAGCACGCAGUCUCAGCGCUCAGUUAUUUAUUAGCAUUGAUGAUUUGGACACGACAGUUUACACCACAGAUGAGGAAUUUAAAGAACACAUAUCUUUAACAAAGGAGAGUAUACAACGGUACCAAGAUAAAGUGGCAGAACUUGACAGGUGUAGGGAGAAAAGACAGGAAAAGCUAGAUCUUUAUAUGAAGAGAGUGGGCGAUUUGUGGAGCAUUCUCAGAUCUGACGAUAGUUCGAUUCAAAAGUUUCUUAAGGAAAACAAGAACUUGAAGGAGGAGUCGUUGAUAAAAUUUGAAGACCUACUCAAGCAAUUGGAGCAGGAAAAAAGGGACAAUAUGGCCAAGUUUAUACAGGCAAGCCAAGAAAGAGUGAAGGGUUAUUGGGACCUGUUGAUGUACGAUGAAAAUGAACGAAGAACCUUUAAGGAGUAUUAUGUGGAAGACACUGAUCAGUUUGAUAAUAAAUUAUUGAAUUCCUAUUCGGCUGAGAUUGAGAAGCUUCGGAAAGAAGCUGAAAAUUUGAAGCCACUUAUACAGAAUAUUUCUCUAUUGGACAAACUUCUUGAGGAUAAGCAUCAAGUGGAUGAAUCUUCAAAGGAUCCAAGCAGAUUGCUUAGACGCGAUUCGUUUAAAAUUCUAAGAAGAGAGGAGAAGACAAGAACAAGGCUUGGUAAACUGCUUCCUGUCACCAUUGAUAAAAUCAAGAAAGGAUUAACCGAAUACAGCGCGCAGGGAGGCCGCAUCAUAAAGGUGAAUGGGGAACCAUACAUCGAAAGAAUCAAAGAGAUCGAACAGACGGUGAUUCAUAGAAGACCUCGAAUGCGUGCAAGAUCUCAGAGGAUAAAUAAACAAGUUAUACAGCCUUCCAAAGGAAGAGUGAGAACAAGAAGCUUGAGAACAACCAGCGAGCCUUACCGAUCCAUCCAUGCUACGCCUGCGCACUCUAUCAUUCGCCACCGCAGCACAAGUGAAAUGACUAAUCCGUUUCUAUCUCGAGAAAACACACCUCACAAACGGGCCAAGCUGAACGAUGGAUCUCACUCAAGCAAUUUCCAGCUCGAAAAGCGGCUUGGCUCACCUAUAGUGUUCUCUGAUCGUUUCGAUGAAAGUACUGGUAAUCGGAGAACAGAUUCAAUACAAUCUUUAAACAUCAGUGGCAGCACUACAGUUUCAAACAAACCAAUCGUCAUCAAGGGUGGCUCUCCUGUGAGACAUCUUGACUAUUCCACCGCUUCCAAAACCCAGGUCAACCAGAAUUUUAUGAGUAUGCCGAAAUUACGUCUUUCUUUGACACCGCAUUCGCAGGCGGGUUCUGAAAGUCUUGUACCUGUCUCUUUGGAUCAUCACACUAACCUAUCGGUGAAUAAGAAGUUUCGUUAUCCUACUUCUUCUCACGGUUUACUGCAGAACGGACCUAACAUUUCAGUGCCUGCCACUAUGGCGUGUGAGAAAGGUAUUUCUAGAAAGAGAGUUGCCUCGUACCAGAUGCAGCCCGUUGAAGAGUUGAGCGAUUCCCUAAUAUAUUUUAGCGAGUCUGAGACUCCGGUACUGGAAGAUAAAGAAAACCAACCUCCACAAGUGGUGGAUGCUGGAAACCUUAAGCAGCUUUUCUCUUCAAUAUCAGCUGUGAAACCAUCGAUUAGCUGGGAAACUGAUACCUUUUAA